This is a messenger RNA of Pelagomonas calceolata, 8256 nucleotides long. The record is from the annotation of a GenBank genome assembly. NCBI's taxonomy places the organism in Eukaryota, Pelagophyceae, Pelagomonadales, Pelagomonadaceae.
CCGGGCAGCUCCGACGGCGGCUCCCACCUCCUCAAUAUAGAUAGCGCUGCCUCGACCGCAGCUACGGUCUACGUAGCUCACAGCGUGUAGAAGCGGGCAGCCGCAACGCGUGCGCAAGAUGGGCCGCAAAGACAAAGCCCCACCUUUAACAAAGCGCAAGAUCAAGACGGAACGGCGAUGCCGGCGCUGGCAGACGUUCCAACGGAGAAGACGCUUGUUGGGUUUCGACGACGUGCCCCAGGCCGAGCGGCCUCGCUUGGCCACGCAGCGGACGCCGAUCGCACUCAGUCUAAGGAGCAUCGAGGGCUGGUCGGCACCUCGAGCGCUGAAGGAGCGCCUGGCGGCCGACGGCGCUUCAUUAGAGUGCGCCUUAUCACUGUCGUUCUUCGAUUGUGCCAGUAGAAGGUUCUUCGGAGGCACGUGGAUCGGACGGCCGCAGACCGUGGACACGUCCCGUGGCAGUACGAUCCGAUCGUCGGAACUGGUCCACUGGUGUUCUCGCGUUGAUGAUCCGGCCUGCGUCGCCGUCAUUGAGGUCGUCGCUUGCGCGAAGAGGGAUGGCCGGACGGUUGCGCAAUACGGGUGCGGCUGGACGUACUUGCGGCUGUUCGGGGAAGAUACACCUCUGUCCAUUGAUGCGGCGGCGGAACCGGACGGCGACGUGCUGAAAGAUGGGAGUUAUGAGAGAAGACCGCUGUAUGACGGGACGCCGCGGAAGUUGGUCGUCGCGGCGGCCAAGCUGAAUAUUAGUAGACAAAACCCGAAAGGGAAGGGCAAAGGUGAUCUAGCGAGGGCCGCCGGUGCUGAUACGAUCAAGAAUUGCUCGUUGGUGUGUCGCGCGAGACGGCACGACGGCUUGCAACGAGCGUGGCAUUUGUUAGGCGACGAUGAUGUGGUGGCGGCGGACGACUUAGUGCCUGGUUUGGCGCCCUGGUCGUCGCACGGUGGCUCAUCUUUACAGCUACCGCCGGACGGUAGAAGCAUGUCAGGUAAGCGACCGAUGCUGGGCUAUCGCAAGAUUGACGACUCGAGAGGAAGGACGAGUGAUGCCUCGAUGUGGCACCUCGUGCCCCAGCCCAAGCCCAAAUUAGCGACGGAGCACGCCUUGCACCUGGAUUGUCUCCAGGUCCGCGUGCCCGACAGAAAGCGCCUCGAACAAAGACUGAAAAGAUACGUCGCGUUCCACGGGCCGUCGCAACCCUCGGAAGGUCAGGAGGUCACGGAGAAGAUCGUGGCGCGACGGUUGUGUCUCGGACUGCACAACGGCCGCGCUCUCGUUGGGAGACGAACGCGGGCCGACGGCUUCGAAAGGGUCGACCUGGACACGAACGGCGACGACCUGUCGGCGGCGAUCGACGACAAGAUCAUCCUGAAUGGCUACGUGAAGCACGCGUUGUACGCCGUGGUCGUCGCGUUGGAGUACGAGAUCCAGCCCGCGCAGAAAGUUGCUGUUUUAUCCAAUAAAACGGCGGCACCGAAAACCUUCAAGGUUACAUUAGGAUUGGGCGCCUACGUGCCCUUUGACGGGCGGCGCUUACGGUUGUCGACGGGCCGAGACGCGCAGAACGUGUCCUACUGCGAGAUCGACCUGAACGCCGACGAUACGUGUCGAGAAGUUUCGAGAAGCUUCGUGUUUCCCCCGUCCUCAACUGGAGAGGGCCAGUCGGCUAUGUCGGCGACGGGCACCGGUGAUUUCGAUACGCAGACGCUCCAGCAGUAUGCUUCCGGGAAAGUCGUGCGGUUUUGUCUGUCGGCGGUCGACGGGCCGGCCGCGAAGAAGGGCAAGGAUCGUAGAUUGCAGGACGAGACGCCCGAUCGAGCCUCUGAUGAUAGUUCAGAUGUGGAAUCUGUCGUUGAUGACGAGGACCUGGGCGAGGAGGGCGACGACGGUCAAUCAUCGGAGGAAGAGGACUCCAUCGCGCCCCUGCCCAAGAAGAAGAAGAAGAAGAAGUCCAAGUCGAAGAAGGCACGGGAGUCCUCAUCAGAGGAAGACGAGGAGGACGACACGUCUACUUUGUCGAGAAGCGUCGUCUCCGGCACGUCUCGUCGAUCCGAGCUCCGGCCCCAGCGCCGCCACAAGAAGAAGACGAAGAAGUACCGAAGGGACUCGUCGGACGACGAGGACUACGUGCCUCGCAUAGAAAUGAGGAAAGACGAGGACGGCUGGCGGAAAGCCGCGCCCUCGUCCGGGAGCAUGCUCGCGUCGCUGCUAGGCGCGCCUCUGCACCGCGCCGACGGGUUCCAAGCCCAGGGCCACCCCGUCGCCCAGGCGCCGACGUCCGUGACGACGGCCGUCGGCGGCUCCAAGCCGCAAGGUGAUUCAUUAUCGAGAGCCCAGCGGUCUCGUCUAGCUAGACAUGGCUACCCGACCGUGCAACUAGAUGAUAGUAGAGCCUUACAACCGGGCAACCCGGAGAUGGUCAAGUACGAUCUUGAUCUCGAGGCCUCCGAUCCUUUGGCCUUGCACGAGAUCACGGUGCAGUUCGCCGCCUUUCGGGCGAACACGCCGUCCCAGGUGUUACCUAGAGCGGUCUACUUCACCUUCCAGUUCUACACGCUGCCUCCCACAAGAACAGAGCGAUUGAGACUAGCCUCGAGAGCCCCGGAAGAAUCAAAGGUCGACAGAGGCGUCGAAGCGCCCAACGAUGCGUCACGAUUGCUAGUGAGGGAGACAGGACGCAGGGGAUCGGACGAGCCUCCCCUCAUCCUCAAGUUCGCGGUGGACUGUAAUACCGGAGCGCCGAACGAAGCGCGAUUUUUCGCCGAGUACCUCGCGACGAAAGUCUUACACGUUGAUGUGUGGGAUGCUGAUUCAAGACUACAUGUUGGUACGUCGGCGAUACCGUUAGAUAGGUUGCUACGACAAAGAGCCCCUGUUGCCAAAGUCGCCGCCGAGUAUUCUGUUGUGGCUCCUUACGGCCUGGUCGACGAAGGGUUGUACGGUGCGUCGUCCUCUGGUAGUGACGUGCAGGUGGCGUCGGCGGGCAACGCUGGUUCUGUGGUGGGCCACGUCCAGGUCGUAUGCUGCAACUACGGCGAAGAAAGUAGUCAUAACAAUAGGGAGGAAUCGAAGGAGAACGAGGAGCCCAACACUUCUCGAGAUUGGUUGGAUUGGCGUAGGGGUGCCUCUACGGACCUGAAGAAGACGAUCUAUGAAGGAGUUUCUGAGAAAAGGGACGACCCGCUACGCAACAGUUAUUCUUCGUCAAGGAGGCGCAGACCGGGCCACCGCGUCCGCGCGAGGCCUCUCGCGGAGUCCUCGCCGGAAUUAGGACAUUUGCUCGGUGCCCGGGAGAAGCGCGGCGGCAUGCUCACGCAAGCCUCGAACAACGCGACGCCAUCGAUCAGUUCAGACCAGAACGCCGUGACCUACGACGAGGUGCUGACCAUGGUUAGAAGGUUCCGCGACGACACGAAGCGCGUGAAGUACGCCGGACCGUUGAUGGCCCUGCUGGAAGCUCCCAAUCUCAAAGCGCUCGAGGCGCAAUUAGUUCGUGUUUUGACCAAGGCGGAGAGGAAGGGCACGACCCUAGAAAGAUCCUUCGCGCACUUCGAUCGAGAUAGGUCCGGCACCAUCAGCUUGGUGGAGCUCGAGGACGCGCUGCGAGCCUUGGGGUGUUUCCGGGGCCAGAACAGUGGCGCCGUGUCCGUGUUGCUGCGGAAGUUCGACAGCAACGGCGACGGCGUCAUUUCAUUGGACGAGUUCUUGGCCUUUAUUCGAUCGAAGCAGAACACUACUACUAGCACAAGGGAACCUUCGGCGAUGGGCCCCGUCGAGGGCGCGGCCUUGGAGGCUCGCAUUAGGUCCAUCCUGCUCAAGGCCGAGGAUCUAGGAGCGUCGGUGGUCGACGCCUUCACGUCCUUCGACAAGGAUGGGAGUGGGACACUCACGGUCAAUGAAUUGAUAAAAGCAUUCAAGAGCCUAGGAACCUUUGCGGACCUGUCGAGAAAAGAAGUUGAGGCCUUCGUUAAGUUACGAGAUAGGGAUAACUCAGGUACCCUAGAAUUGGACGAGUUGUUCGCGUUGAUGGGGAGAGACUAUGCGGACCACCUCGUGCUCAAACUCAAACGUAUACUAGAUGGUAUUGAACAGAAAGGCGUGCGCGUCGCGGACGCCUUUGCCGCGUGGGACCAGGAUCGCGGCGGCACUUUGUCCAGAAGGGAAUUGUUCAACGGUUUCCGGGGACUGGGAGUGUUCAAGGAGAUGGCCGAGACGGACGUCGACUCUUUGCUCAAAAAAAUAGACAAAGAUGGGUCCGGAGAUAUUGAUGUGAAGGAGUUCUACGCCUUCGCGAAGCGGGACUAUGGGGAGUUCGUUGCGGCUCGAUUGAAAGCGGUCCUACGAGCGGCAGAAGCGAAGCACGGCGUCCCGCUCGACGCCGCGUUCCGCGAAUGGGAUUCGAACAGGGACGGCAUGAUCUCGCCUUCCGAACUACGAUCCGGAUUGGAUUCAUUGGGAGUCUUCAAGGGCGUGCAAGAUGCCGAUGCGCAAAAACUAUUGAAUAGGAUCGACCUCGACGCCAGCGGCAAUUUGUCUUUAGCAGAAUUCUUAAGGUUUGCGGGCUGCAACUACGUGGCUGUGCUAGCUAGACGCUUACGAACCAUCCUCUUAGCGGCGGAGGGCAAGGGCACGACGCUCGAAGCGGCGUUCCGAGAGUGGGAUUCGAACGACAACGGCUUCAUCACGGACACGGAACUCAAAGCAGGUUUGAGGGCCUUGGGCACGUUCAAGGACAUGACGGGCGAUUCUCGAUCUGACAGUAAGGAAAUCGACGCCCUCAUUCAGAUGUUCGACAAAAAUGGUGAUGACAAGAUAAGUGUGAGGGAACUCCAAAGUUUCAUGGGCCGCGACGUCGUGUUUAGUAUCGAGAAUAAACUAAGGCAGAUCGUGCAUUCGUCGGAUUUGGCACCUAGCGAAGCGUUCAAGCACUUUGACAAGGAUGAAGAUGGCGCGAUUACGCGCGAUGAGUUGGCCGCGGGUUUGCGCGAAUUACCGGGUCUGGAGGACAUCACGAACGCCGACGCGGGCGGCUUGGCUCGGUUGUACGACGACGAUGGGGACAAUCAAAUCAGCUUGGAAGAGUUCACGCGGCAGUUGGGUAGUAGUGGGAAGGUCGGCGAGGCCGAGAGUGCGGUGCUCGCUUCGCUAAGAGCCGCCUGUGCCAAGAGCGGAAGAUCAUCCUUCCAGGAGGCGCUGGAGAAGCGCGGAUCGAGCGUGGACGAGGCCUGCCUGUCGGAGGCGAUGAAUGUGAUAGGUGCUACGGGGACGUCUUCUGAACAACGUCGAUUGGUCCUCGAGAGAUUUGGAGGUAGACCGUCUGUUGGUGUAGUAACAGCCUUCGCGAAAAGGGGCGGCGUCGGAAGCCCGGACGAGAUCGCCCAAGAUCUGGGAGAACCGUCGGCUUCACCGCCGACACCUCCAUUAACAAUCAUGGCGCACCCGGCGCUACGAGAUCCGGCGCUACGAGCCUUCGCCGACUUACUGUUAGCGUUCGAGGACGACGGCGCCGACCUGGCCGUGGCUUUUAGGAAACUGGACACUGAUCGAAGCGGCGCGGUCGACGCGCGACAGCUGCGGAGCGGCUUGAAAUCACUGGGCAAGACCUUCGCGCACUUCUCUGAUGACGACGCGCGCCGCGUCGUCAAGGCCCUGGACAAGGAUAAUUCCGGAGAUUUGGACCUGGUCGAGUUACGAAAGUUCGUGAGGCUGGCGCGGGAGGCGCGCGACGGACCCCAGGAAGUGGAUAGCGAGGACGCCGACCAUUUAGGUGAUUUACUGAUCAGUUUCGAGGACCAGGGCGGCGACGUCGAUGGGUUUAUCGCGCGACUUGAUAGGAACGGCGACGGCCGCGUCACGGGCGACGAAUUGUAUCGCGGCUUACGCGGUCUAGGUGAGGUGUUUGAUUCCUUGGACAAGAAGCACGCUAGAGCGUUAGUACGAAGCCUAGAUGCGGACGAUUCCGGGGGCAUCGACGCGCGAGAAUUACGGAGUUUCAUCAAGAGCCACCGGGCGAAGAAUAGCAAAGAUAUCAUCAAGAAGGGCGACUCCCCCGAUCUGGUGCGGGAGAAGCUGCGCGCAUUGCUCCUGAGGACGGAGCAGAAGGGCACGUCGCUACGCUCGGUCUUCGAAGCGUUAGACGAAGACGACAGCGGCUCACUCUCGGUCAACGAAUUACUCGGUGGCUUGAGCAAGCUCGGCAUCUUCGACUCGUUAGACAAGCGGGACGUGCAAGAUUUAGUAAAGAGAGAUCUAGACUCUGACAGAAACGGGAACGUGUCGAUCAAAGAGUUCCUCGCGUUCUGCCGCAAUUCGAAAGCGCCCGCCUCAUCCAGAACAGUAGAGAAGGGUGGCGACGACGAGGAUUUGGACUUGGUGGCCCAGACCUACGAGUUCAGCAGCGAUCCUGACGUCCGCGCCAUCGAGAAGAAACUCAGGAGGGCGGCGCGGGAGGUGGCGGCGCGCGGCGGCGACGUGCGCUUACUCGCGUCGCAGUACGACCGGGACAACUCUGGUAGUAUCGUACGGUCUGAUUUUGUGCAGUUCCUGAUGCAGCUCGGGUUGAGUCUUGUGGAUGCUGGCGGCGUGCCCAAAGAUACUAGGAGGGAGGCCGGCGACGCUCUUAGGGAGAGGCAGUUGAGGCAAUUGGCUCGCGUGAGAGGUGGUGCCGCGCCCUCACGAGCCAGAAGAUUGUUAAAGGGGCCUUCCCCAGACUCGAACCUGACGGACGAGUGGGACGAGUUGGCCCUCACGCAAUGGUAUAGAGAAGGCGCGAAGAAGGAGAUGGUGCGGGGCAUGCUCGCCAAGUCCAUGCUGAGUGCCGUGCAAAUCUACCCCAGGUUCGGCACUACUUGUUGGUUCGAGGUCGAAUUAACCAACCCUUUUGGGAGGGCCGAGCGGUUCGCCGUCGACGUGCCCAAGGGCGAGAAGGAGCUCAGGGUGGUCACAUCGGCGGAGGAGUGGCAGCAUCUGAGACGCAAUGUGCCCGUGGCGUUCGGGACCGUGGGUCAAGGAGCGGUCGAGGCGGACAUGAUCGACGGUUCCGGCCCGCCGGGCGCGCCGCCCAUGGUCUUACUGAUGGCGCGCGAGACCGUGCGCAUCCCCUUCGCGUUUUUGUCUUUGACGCCGCCGUCGCACGAUCUGCGCUGGGGCCGCGACGACGAUAAGGAGGAUGAUGCGAGGACGGUGCCCGUGCGGUUCGUGGCCGCCGGCGGGUUUGUCGUGGCGGCGACGGAAGUCACAGCUAGACAACGCGCGUGUGUCGUCGAUCGGACGUUUAGAUUUUACCAGGCCGAGGGCGAGAUCCUGAAGAGGUGUGUGCGAGUGAUGCCCAACGCACCGGCGCCGAUGGAAGAUUUAGGAGCGUUGGGCGGCUGGGCCGCCCAGGCCGGCGCACCUAGGGCAACGGAUGACCGGUCCAUGUACGUGCACUGCGUCGGCACUGGCCGAGGUGAUGCGUCCGAUGUCAGUAUCCAAUGGCGCGAGUCCCAGGACUGCCCCGGGGCGCACGAGGUGCUGCUCAAAUAUGCCCGGGUCGGCGCCUUUCCCAGUGUCGGCGAGUUCUUCGUGCUCGUGUUCCGCGACCGGUUCUGCGCUCGAUUGGCGGAGAUGUGGCACGUCGUCGUCCAUUCGAGACUCAGAGCGGAUUUGGCCGGCGUCGCGGGCCAGGCCGCGGGCGUCGAGUUGGUCGUAAGGGGCGACCGCACUCCCAGAGUCGUGCGCGCGUACGCGGCGCCGGCCGGCGGCGCGUCGAUUGGAGACGCGACCUUCGACCCGCCCCAGGACUUUAGGUUGGUGCCCCACGCGCACAACAAGUUCGCCGUGCACUAUCGGGCGCGCGAGGGCGGCGCCGCGCGCGUCCACGUCCACCUCGUCGACACGGACACUCAUGAAUUGGUGGCGGCGUGGCUCAUGACCGCUGUCAGCUCGCAGCCCACAAUUACGAAAACUUAUGAUGUCGAGCUGUCGUUGGGCAAGGCCGCGACCAAGCGCAUUCCGUAUCGAAACCCCUGGAACCGGCCCAAGUCGUUCGGCCUGGUCUCGUCGGACGAGAACGUUCUGAGACCGCGCGACGGCGGCGCGCGGGUCACGAUCCCGCCGAACGGCGUCGAGUACCUGCGGCUCUACUUCCCCGCCGUGCACCGGCGCGGCAUGCUGCAGUGCCUCCUCUACGUCAACUCGGAGCACGACCAGUCCGAGGAGGUCUUCCUGCUCCGGUUGCUCGUCGCCUAGGCGUAAGGUGGCGUUUUCAGAAACAC